Molecule: messenger RNA, 1170 nt
Organism: Eimeria tenella
Lineage: Eukaryota; Apicomplexa; Conoidasida; Eucoccidiorida; Eimeriidae
Product: proteasome subunit alpha type 6, putative
Exons: 5
Coding region: 1-1170 (389 amino acids)
Cellular component (GO): cytosol; proteasome core complex; nucleus
Source: RefSeq, a predicted model, not a curated record
AUGGAGAACAGCAGCAGCGCGACUUGGAUUCUCCAGCCGCCUUCUCCUGCUGCAGCACCAGCAGCAGAAGCAGCAGCAGCAGCAGCAGACACGGAGUGCAGCCGCAGCUUCCUCAGGAAUCGCUCCGCAUUCAGCACUGCAGCAGCAUUCAGCAGCAGCAGCACACACUCCAGCAGCUGGCGGUGUCAGGCGUCUGCAGCGACGCGAGCGCUUAAUUUCCCACGCACAACAGCGUUCUUGCUGCAGCAGCAGCAGCAGCAACCUAAUCCCGCGCUGCAGCAGCAGCAGGCGCCGCAGCAGCUCGGCCUCGCCGUCCCGCUUCCGCUUCCCUCCCUCGGCAGCAACAACCUCCCCCGUCUCUCCAAAACAGCAGCAGCAGCAGCAGCAGCAGCAGCAGCAGCAGCAGCAUCGUCCCUCGCCCGACCCGUAGCCCAGCAGCCGCAGCGCAGCCGCACCACCCCCCGCAUCCCCCGCAGCAGCAGCAGAACCGCCGCCGCAGCAGCAACAACAGCAGCAGCAGCAGCAGCAGCAGCAGCAAAAUGGCUCGGGGUUCGGGGCAGGCAAUUGCAGCACAAGGUGCAGCAGCAGCAGCAGCAGCAAGACAAGCUGCUGGACCGGAGCUCGGUGAGCUCGCUGCACCGGCUCAGCAGCAGCAGCGGCUGCUGCCUCGUGGGCCUCCAGGCGGACUGCAGAUCUGCUGCUGCUGCUGCUGCAGCAGAAGCAGCAAACUUCAACUUCAAAUAUGGAAUUCAAAUUUCCCCAAGAGCCCUUGCUGCUAGACUAGCAGACCUCAACCAGGUGUACACGCAGUUCGCCUACAUGCGCCUCCACGCAUGCACGGGGAUCGUGGUGGGGAUGGACGAGGAGGAGGGCCCGCAGCUCUUCAAGUUCGACCCCGCAGGGUUUGUGGCAGGGUUUAGGGCUUGUGCUGCUGGCGCCAAAGAGCAGGAAGCAAAUAGUCUUUUGGAAAAACUUUUGAAAAAGAAAAACUCCGAAACCCCCGAACAAGUCGCCAGACUCGCCAUCACGGCUCUGCAGCAGGUGUUGGCUUCGGACUUGAAGGCGGAAGACAUUGAGGUUGGGAUCGUGUCGAAAAGCGAUCCCAGCUUUCGGCUGCUGUCUGAACAGGAGAUAGAGGCGCACUUGACGGCCAUUGCGGAGCAAGACUAA